This is a messenger RNA of Cuscuta campestris, 1512 nucleotides long. The record is from the annotation of a GenBank genome assembly. Lineage: Eukaryota; Viridiplantae; Streptophyta; Magnoliopsida; Solanales; Convolvulaceae.
ACAAACGUUCAACGUACGGUCGCCCCUAUCAACUUCGAGCUUCCGACGUUCAAUCUUCCUGGAAAUAACCUCCGGAAGUUCAAAAUUUACGAAGAAGUUGAUGCUGCGUUUUUGAGCUUAAGAUUUGGGAACCUUGACACCUCUUCUUGUUUCUCCUUCUUCUUCCUUGGCUCAACAAUGGAAUAUUUUUUUUUGGGUAUUCUUCCUCCUGAGUUUCUGCCGAGAGAGGGAGAGGAUGAACAAAUUGAGGCAAACAAGGUGGCAAUUCGAGAAAGAGCAAAACUUCUUGAAUCAGUCCUGAAGGAAAAGGACUUCAAAAAGAGAUUAUGUGAAGGAUCAGAUAUGAUGCAAAAAAUGCUAGAUGACUUCCAAAGAGAGAGACUAGAAGCCGAAGCUAAAGCUGAUAAAUUAGUCAAUGAUCUCUGUAAUGCUGUUGAGCUUAAACGCUCCCUCCAAUCUCAAGAUCCACAAUUGGAGGAAACUAAUGUUCAAAAAGAGGCUCUUGAACCCAAGACCAACCCUGAACCCAUCAACCAACAGGUCCUGGUUCUAGAAGAUUCACCUAAUUCCGCACCAUCACAGAAACCCGAGAGCAUAACAACUCUCGCUAGGGCUACUGUCGUGUUGUUACCUGAAUCUCUUCCUAGCCAAGUCCCAAUUAGCAUAUUUGUACAUGAGGUGGAACCAACUGAGGGACCUGACUCAAAACCACCUACGCUCGUUCAAGAAAAGAAGGAGGAGGAAGUUUUGCCUAUGGCAAUAAACAACCAUCUCCUUAAUUGUGUUGAAGACACACCUCCAAAGGAACCUGUUUUGGAGGAGAUAGAGCCCAUUACCUGCCCCCAAGAUUCCAAUACCCAAGAGUCUGAGGAGGAAUCUGUUGACGAGGAAUUAUUGUGCAUGAAAAACCCUACUUCGUCUAUAGAAACCUGUGCAAAUAAUGCUUCACCAGUAUACUCAGACCAAACUUUAUUUGACUCCUUACAUGACGGGUGUAACCCGGUUUGCCCAGAGGAUAGUUGGAGCCAAAAGAGUAGGGAUGAACUUUUGGUUAGAGGUAUUAAGGACUCUUCCAUAGGGGAAAGCACGGUCGCAAUCAUCAAACCAAAAAUGGAUAGUCAGCCUAUUGAAGGUAAGGAAGAAAUAAAUUUCACCAUCAAAGCUAAUGAUGUGGAUCUACUGAGGAGACUUUCGCCCCCACCCACCUAUACAAAGUCUCCUCCCUAUAUCCUGUUGCCACCAAGCCGCAGGGACGAGUCAAGGAUCCUGGACCUUGACCGAGGAGCAAAUCAAACAAGGAUUGCGUUACUAAGGUGCAAUGUACUCGCCUUGAUAACGUAGAGGUCGGAAAGAUAGAAAGAUAAUAAUACGCCUCAACAAACGUUCAACGUACGGUCGCCCCUAUCAACUUCAAGCUUCCGACGUUCAAUCUUCUUGGAAAUAACCUCCGGAAGUUCAGAAUUUACGAAGAAGUUGAUGCUGCGUUUUUGAGCUUAAGAUUUGGGAACCUUG